CCGUCCCGAGCCCGCCGGUUGGUGGCGGCGAGCCGGCGAGCGGCGAGCGAAACUGCGAAAGGACACAUGCUGACACGCCAGCGCAGCGGAUUCCCUUCCACCACUCCGCGGCACGCACCACCAACUUAUAAAAGCCUCCCCGCGCACGUCUCGCCCUCUUCCCCCCACCGAUCCUCACCAUCGACCGAUCGCGCCCACCUUCCUCGCCACUUCCGAUCCACUGACUUCACACCGAGCUCCAUCCCUCGCCUUAUUCGGCGCCGCCGCUUGUGGUGCGGGCGCGGUCACUGCGUGAAGUACUGAAUUUGGCAUGGAGCGGCGCGACCACUGCCACGGCGGCAAGCACCCGCCCCCGCUCCCGCCGCCGCGCCGGGCGCGCGGGGAGCGCAGGCAGGCGUCCGCGUCCAGCGGGUCCUUCUCGGCCUCGCUCCUCGACGCCAUCUACCGCUCCCUCGACGAGGGCGGCGGCGGCGGCGCCGGGGCGGACGUCGCUGACGCCGCGCCCGCGACGGCGCAGUUCUGGUGGGCCAAGGACGCGGCCACCAAGCCGAGGCACUCUUCGAGCUCGGACAGGGACAGGCGCCGGCGGGAGGCGGCUGUAGUGGUUGCGCGCCCGCGCCACUCUGGGUACGCGUCGUCGACCACGUCCUCGUCGGACUCAUCGGCCAGCUACAGCAGCUUCUCCUGCUCCUCGGCGUCGACGACCGACACCGAGUCAACGAACCGCCGCCACAGCCCGCCCCCGCCGCGGAUGCCGGAGGAACCGGUCGCCGCGGACGCCGAGGAGGCAACCCCACCACCUAAGAGCAAAGGGAAGAAGAAGAGCAGGCCAUGUUUCCCCGUCGCAAGAAUCCGACCAAGGGCCUCAGUGCCGCCAUCUUCCGGGCCGCAGCCGCCGUCGCCGGCGACGUUCGCGUCCGCACUCAAGGCUCUGUUCUCCUCGGCGCGCCUCCAAAGGAAGCCCAAGAAACCGGCAGCCACCCCGCAGCCCCCAGUCUCGCCUCCGCCACCGCAGCCACCGUGCAAGUCCGCGAUGAGCACCGUGAAAGCGGUUGACGCGCCGGCGGAACCGUCGGAGCCGAGGACGGUGAGGUUCCGCCCGGACGCCGAGGCGUCGGUGGUGCGGCGCAGGGUGGAGGAGCUGGUGCGGGGCCUCGAGGAGCUGGAGGCGGACGAGGAGGGGAGCGACGCCAGCUCCGACCUCUUCGAGCUGGAAAGCCUUCGCGGCGCCGGCGCCGAUGAGCUGCCCGUGUACGGCACGACCAGCCUCGUGGCCAACCGCGCUAUCGCCCAGGGGGCAGCUUGUUAAGAUCCGGAAAAACACUGCCAAAAGUCAAAACACUGCCAUUACUCUCCGUUCAUUUCUUGCAGUUUAAUAAUGCUGCAGUAUUUCGUUUCAAAAAUAAUAAUAAUGCGCAGCAUGGUCUGUACUCUGUCUAUAUUUGAAGUUUGUACGCUCCCUGAAAUAUGUUUUUCCAUGUAUAAAAUGUAAAAAUCCAAAAAUUGUGAUUAGAAAGGAACUGAGGCAGGAUCAAAUUCCAAACCAACGAAUUGAGGCAGUUUGUG
Molecule: messenger RNA, 1566 nt
Organism: Panicum hallii
Lineage: Eukaryota; Viridiplantae; Streptophyta; Magnoliopsida; Poales; Poaceae
Product: protein BIG GRAIN 1-like
Exons: 1
Coding region: 311-1309 (332 amino acids)
Biological process (GO): auxin-activated signaling pathway
Source: RefSeq, a predicted model, not a curated record